GGUUAGAGCGGAGCAAUGUUGUGUCUGAUGGCCCUGCUGCUGCUGCUCUCCCCGCUGGUCUCCCCGCUGGUCUCCCCGCUGGUCUCCCCGCUGGUCUCCCCGCUGGUCUCUCCGCUGGUCUCCCCGCUGGCCUCCCCCCCCCAGGACUCAGGACGGGUCUGGGAGCUGGAAUGUGAGAACGACUACCUUUACACCAUCAACUGUUCCCUGAGGGCCCCCCCCCCAGGCCAGCAGCCCCCCAACGGAUCCUCCUGGCUCAACUUCUUCAUAAGCUACGACGAGUCAGAAAUGAGGACGGACCGCUGCCCGCUGACGCACACGGAGAACCGCUCCUCCUGCCUCUUCCAGAACCCCGACAGUGAGACCUUUGGGGAAACCCCUUUCAAGAUCUCCCUCUGCCACGAGCCCUGUCCCACAGCGGCGUGUUGUGAGGUGCUGGAGGAGAACUACUACCCCAAGAGGAACAUCACUCCCAUCGCCCCCAGCCAGCUGGCCGUGGUCCUCAAUUCCAGCCGGUUCAUCUUCAGCUGGCUCAGCAGCUACGAGGCGUAUCUGCCCAACUUCUUCCUCCUGGGCCAUCUCCAGUACCAGCUCCGUCUGCAGCGGGAGGACCAGCACCAGGCCCCUGUGACCCUCUCUGGGAUGGGGAGGAGCUUGGCGGUGGACGUGGAGAGUCUGGCUGCGGGGGGGCAGUAUACGGCCCGUGUGCGCAGCAGUCCUGCAGAAGGUACCGACUACUGCGGCAAAUGGAGCCCCUGGUCCCAGGAGAGCCGCUGGAGGACUCCUGGGGGGCCCCCUCGUGGCCCCCCCCAUCGUGGCGGGGGUCGGGACGUGGGGCUGGUCGUCGCCGUGUGUCUGCUGACUCCCGUCCUGCUGCUGGCCUCCGUUACUCUGCUGAGGAUGAGGAAACGCACCUUCAUACCCACACCUGUGCUGCGCUUCUCCCCCCUGACCAAACACCGCCAGAGCUUGGCAGUGCCCCUCCCCCCCGACACGGCGCCGAUGGAGACCGAGUGCGCCGCCCUGAUCUCCGUCCUCCGCGCGCCCGUCGACGUCCCGGUGGACGCGUGGGCGGGGGCCCCGGGGCCCGACGGGAAGGGGGCCCUUGAGAGCGGCCCCGAGGAGGACUCAGGCUGCUGUCACUGCAGCCCCCGCUCCGAGGACGGGGGGGGCUACAGGAACGCCUACUGCACCCUGAGCGACCCCCCUGAACCCCAGGACCCCCCAGACACCCAGGGGGACGUGGAGCGGGGCAGGGGGGGCUACAGGAACGCCUACUGCACCCUGAGCGACCCCCAGGACCCCCCAGGACCCCCCAGGGCUCCAGGUUGGAAUACAGCGACCCAGAAGGCUCCUUCAGGAGAACCACGAGAACCGGGUCUCCUCCUCCCACUAGAGGGUCCUCCUCCUCCUCCCACUAGAGGGUUCUCCUCCUCCCCUAGAGGGUCCUCCUCCUCCUCUUCCUCCCACUAGAGGGUCCUCCUCCUC
Molecule: messenger RNA, 1488 nt
Organism: Gadus macrocephalus (Pacific cod)
Lineage: Eukaryota; Metazoa; Chordata; Actinopteri; Gadiformes; Gadidae
Exons: 8
Coding region: 16-1473 (485 amino acids)
Biological process (GO): cytokine-mediated signaling pathway; immunoglobulin mediated immune response
Cellular component (GO): membrane; external side of plasma membrane
Molecular function (GO): cytokine receptor activity; protein binding
Source: RefSeq, a predicted model, not a curated record